Symbiodinium necroappetens is the source of this 691-nucleotide messenger RNA. The record is from the annotation of a GenBank genome assembly. NCBI's taxonomy places the organism in Eukaryota, Dinophyceae, Suessiales, Symbiodiniaceae.
GUACGCCAAGCUGGGUCAUGCAUUUACCAUCUUUUUCGUUCUCUACGUGACCAUCAUUGUGUUCGCGAUCACUCGCGUAAUUUCUGCAAUAUUUUUGCGGGACACACUUGAAGCUGCGAGCAACGAUGCAGAGAUGCUGGUGCAAGAGAAGAUGAAGAAGAAGUCCGCCUAUGUGAUGAAGCUAAAGUCGCUGUUUCAGGCGCUGGAUGCCACCGGCAAGGGCAUCAUCACUCAGGAUGUUCUCAAUCAGCUGCUUGAGGAUCCCAAGGUCAUCGCGCACUUUCAGACACUGGAACUGGACGUGCACGAAGGUGCUGCUCUUUUCCACUUGUUAGAUGACGGAGACGGUGAAAUCACGUGCGAGGAGUUCAUUGAUGGCAUCCUCCGGUGCCAUGGACCUGCGCGAGCAAUUGAUCAGCUGGCAAUGCAUGCUGAGAUGCGACAGCUGGGUGAUGCCAUGUCGCAUAUAAAGAGUGCCCUUGAGCAGGCCAACAUCAUCUCCCCACGGAGCAAGAUGCGAAGCACCUACAGGCUGAGAGCGAAUGCAAAAACCUUCCGUCACCUCCAUGCCUUCCGCAUACCCAUGAUGCCAGAGGACGCGGUGCAGCCAAAGAGAAGCGAGAGCAGCCGAGAACAGAUCACGAAUUGGCGGCUGGCGAACGGCGUGAAGAGCCCAGGAUCGGAGCUCUGA